AUGGCGUUGGCGUCAGAUCUGGAGCGCGUACUAUCGCAUAUACUGCCGAUGCCUGCGAUGAUGGCGCAGGGGCGACUACUAGGCAUGCCAAACCACAUGGAGAUGAUUCGAGACCGCCUGUGGGCUAUCAAUGGCACGAUCAAGGACGCCGAGCAUCGAGCGUUGAAGGAACCGGAGUUGGAGGAGUGGUUGACCGACGUCGGUGCAACCAUUGUGGACAUCGACGAUCUGCUCGGUAGGAUCCUUGACUGGCACCCAAGAGGAGGAGCGGCUGCAGCAUCGAAUCGCUCGUCACACUCCAUCUGCAGCAUCCGAGAGGCCUCUCGCCAAGCCAUUCUAUCGGAGCUCAAGGAGAUGGUGCGCAGGCUGAACUAUCUGGUGAGGAGGGGGUCUGUGUUGGGCCUCUCGAAGGAGAUAAUGGAGUCUGUGGAUCCACGACAAGAAGAAGAGUACUCCACCGUCCUAAAAGAAGAGGUGGUGGGACGCAACGAGCAUGUAGAAGAAAUCAUCGACAGUUUGAAGCAACCACAGUCUGGCGAUUGUGAUGAAUUGCAGAUCAUAAAUGACCUUGGUGGGAAGACGACCCUUGCACGGCUGAUUUACCACCACCCCUGGGUGCAGGAGCAAUUCCAGCAUCGAAUCUGGGUGGAUGUCCCAAACAUUGCUUCUCUGGAUCCCAUGUGGAUCAUGAGAGAAUUCACGAGUUCAAUAACCGGGGAGCCAUGCGAGGACAUCUGGCUAUUCUUCGACGGAAUCCAUGGAAGCAAAUACUUGCUCGUUCUGGAUGAUCUCAACUUCGGGGAGGAGGACAGGGAUAAGUGGCUCCAAUUGGAGAACUUUCUAUUGCUCGUCGGCGCACCGGGGAGUACCGUGGUGGUCAUUCCUGACUUGUUUUUUAUUCAGUAUGUACUGGGGUCAUCUGUCCGAACGUGGCAUUUCAGCGGCCUACCGGAGGAUGAUUGGGUACAAUUGUGCUUGAGACAAGCGCUCAUCCGGCCCGAUCAACGGGAGGAAGCAAAAGCGAUAAUUCACUCCUCUAAGAGAAACACACAAGAUUGGUCUCCCACGGACGCCAAGAUUUUUGGCUCCGUACUCAGAUAUACUGAAAUGAGUCGAUGGCAACAACAACUUGAUGCUGUAAAUAUGCGUCAGUGGGAGAAAAUGCUACCUAUUUCGAUCACCGGCCUUAUAAAUCUGCAAGAGUUAGACUUGGAAGGUUGUCAAUGGCUUCUCGAAUUGCCCGAAGUUGGUGAUCUUGGAAAUGCCUUCUCAAAGUUGGAAUCGUUGAGGAAUCUAAAAGAAUUAUGGCUACAAAACCUCGAACAAGUGUUAAAUUCAGAAAAUGCUUUGACUCCUUUAAAGUUGAAUGAUAUACUUCCGCAACUCAUGUAUUUGAAGUUACAUUGGAAAUGGAUAAAUAUGGAAGAUAUGAGAGCCUCAGAGUUGGUUUCGCUGCAUGUACUCGAAGGCCUCCAACCCAAUUUAAACUUGAAAAAAUUAGAGAUUAUUUUAUAUAUCGGUGAAGAAUUCCCUAUAUGGAUAAAAGAGGGGUUUAACUAUCUCCACAAGUUGAAAGAGAUCAAACUAAUCAAUCUCAAGAGAUGUAAAAAGUUACCAUCACUCGGAGGGCUACUCGAUCUCGAGAUUGUUGAGCUAAGUGGUAUGGAUUUAAUCAAUGUUGUGGAUGAAGCCUUUUAUGGUGACGAUGGGACAUUUCCUGAGUUGAAAAGACUCACAUUGUCUCAUAUGCUUGCACUAGAAAAAUGGCUAAAGGUGGAGAGAAAAAAAGAAUUUUUGUUCCCGAAACUUCGUCGAUUGACACUGAUCCAAUGUCCAAAAUUCAAAGCUUUAGAGGUGGAUCUUGAGGUCUCAACAUUGAGUAUUUGGUUGAACAAUAAAAUGCUGCAGACAUCUGAAUUCGAGGGUUGGCAGAACCUCCCGAUAAAGAACUUGGAGAUAGUUGGAUGCCAGGAGAUGAGGUGUUUGCCACAGGACAUGGAACGAUGUGUUAAACUCAGAAGCUUGACGAUCAACGGAUGCGACAAUUUGGACUGUUUGCCGGAGUGGCUACAAGGAUUCAAGCAUCUGAAAUCUGUAUGUUUAUAUGACUGCGGUGCUCUGUCAUCCAUACCUGAGAAGCUUAAACGACUAAGAAAAGUUGUUAUUAAAGGUUGUCCAAAGCUGCGACUUUAA
Molecule: messenger RNA, 2193 nt
Organism: Musa acuminata AAA Group (dessert banana)
Lineage: Eukaryota; Viridiplantae; Streptophyta; Magnoliopsida; Zingiberales; Musaceae
Product: putative disease resistance protein RGA4
Exons: 3
Coding region: 1-2193 (730 amino acids)
Biological process (GO): defense response to fungus
Source: RefSeq, a predicted model, not a curated record